Messenger RNA from Plectropomus leopardus (leopard coralgrouper), 1697 nucleotides. RefSeq lists its product as uncharacterized. NCBI's taxonomy places the organism in Eukaryota, Metazoa, Chordata, Actinopteri, Perciformes, Serranidae. The record is from RefSeq and is a predicted model, not a curated record.
ACGAAAACUACUUUGCAAACUCUCAAAGGAAAAAAAGGCUGUUUUUGAUCUAUUUGCUUGUCUAAGUGAAGAGAGAUCGCAGUUAUUUCCCGUCUGUCUCGUGCUGUGAGCAGCAUCAUGUUGGACCCUCGGCUCUGUCUGGAGGCCCUGUCGGCUCUCAGCUGCUGUAACGUGGAGCAGACCAGCGGGGAAUCUCAGCUGACCCCGCAGGACUUUGUCACCAUCGUGGCCCUCAAGGAGUUUUACAAGCAGGAGGGCUUUAAGAUGCUGGAGUACCCCAGCAUAGGCUCUCUGUCCCUGCAGGACGUGGACGACCUGGACCUGUACAGCUCCCCUCCAGCUCUGGCAGAGGGGCCCUCCACCGCGGGGCCCCAGGAGAGCCUCAGGACCACCUUGAAGAUCAACCUGCAGGACUUCUUCCAUCCUCAGUACAACUAUGACUUCACCCACAUCAAGGACGGCAACAAAGAGUUCCUGCGUGGCAACGAGCCGUACGUUCGACCCUGUGGGUGGAACCGCAUUGCCCUGCGGGUGACGCAAAAGUACGAUUGCGGCGACGUCUGGCUCGGGAAGGGGAAGGACGCUUGGCCCGUCUCCUACCACGGACGGAACAUGGACGGCUCCCUCGGCAUCAUCCUGACACACAGCGGGAGCCCCGACGACGAGCCGAAGUUUCUGGAUGCCGCCGCCGCCACUCUGGUCAGAGAGGAGACGAGGGGCAGAGGGGUGUACUCCACGCCAGACGUCAAGAUGGCGGAGAAGUACUGCAAGAAGUUCAAGUCCAAAGUGGACGGGAAGACGUACAAAGUGGUUCUUCAGAACCGCAUCAACCCGGAGAAGAGACAGAAGUGCCAGCGGGAGGAUGUCUGGUUGAUCUACAUCCCCAAAGAAUUCAGCGACGUCCAGACGAGGGCCACCGUGCAGGAGUCCAUCCGACCGUACGGACUGCUGCUGAAGCAGGUGUGAGGACGCAGCUUCAGAGUUAAGGUCUUUGCACACUGAGUCCGUUUUUUGUCUGAAACUGCUGCACAUCUAACAAUAAAUACGACCUCACGUAGUCAGAUUUGCACACUGACUUUGAAGCUUUGUUGUUAAAAUUCUCAGAACACAUUCGAUUUUCAGCGAUUGUCGGCAUCAAUCAGAAGCCUUUAAAUCAGGGAUACUCAGCUUGCUCUUUUUGAGGGCCACUUGUGCAAAGUUACUGGAGGCCAGGGGCCAGUCACAGCAGCCCCAUACAUGUUCCUGAGGAUUUUAGGAUGAUUCAUGAGCGCUCAGAUGCUCGAUUAAGCUGACGCCAGUAUACCAGACACUAAAAGGAGUAAUUGAAAAUUAUCGGUUUGUUCAUUUUUGCCCAUCACUGUUUUCUGACCUUUAGGUUAUCCGCAUUUUGGGUCUGAGUAGAGGACCAUCUUUUGGGAGACAUUUAUCAGUGUUGCUAUUAAAAGGCCCGUCCAUGGAAGGACUCUAGGACUCUGAUAUGCAGACUGUGGGUCAGGGAUACUCAACUUUCUUUGCUUGGGUGCCAUUUGUGCAAAAUGACAGGGGACCAGGGGCCAAUCGCAGCAGCCCCAUACAUGUUUCUAGAUUUUUAGGACGUCUCUAGCAUUUUUAGAACCCUUUUCGGUUUUUAGGAUGUUUCUGGGUUUGAAGGGAGUUUCUAGGAUUUAAAGAUGUUUUCAAGAUUUUUGGACGUUUUC